AUGAUGGUUAAAGAGUGGACUCUACUCGAAGGAAUACGUGAUUCGGAAUUUAAGUUUGAGGUAGGUUACCUCUCAAGUCUAUUGGCUACUUUGAGGAUCGAGCCGGAGAUUCAGGCGAGGAUUAAGGCAUUGCAAUCUACGGACCUUGACAUUCAAAAGAUUCUGAGUAUGGAUGCAACUAAGAGGAAAACCGACUUUCAAGUCUCCGAGGACGGAAUCUUAAAGUUUCGUGGACGAUUGUGCGUGCCAAAUGAUGCGAAACUUAAGGAGGAAAUUUUGAAUGAAAGUGGAUAUAGCCAAGCACGUGGUAAAGUGCCUAAUGUGUCAACAAGUGAAGGCGUAGCAUUGCAAGCUCGGUGGACUGUUGCACCAUUGGAAAUUCCAGAAUGGAAAUGGGAGCAUAUCACCAUGGACUUUGUCAUGGGUUUGCCGAGGAGUCAGAGAGGCCACGAUUCAAUUUGGGUUAUCGUCGAUAGAUUAACUAAGUUAGCACAUUUUCUGGCAGUGCGAAAGGACUUCGAAAUGGAUAUGUACGCCGAGCUGUAUAUGCGACAAAUAGUCCAUCUUCACGGAGUGCCAGUAACGAUUAUGUCGGACAGAGACCCUAAGUUUACCGCCACCUUUUGGAAAAGUCUUCAAAUGGCUAUGGGGACGAAGCUGUAA
Syzygium oleosum is the source of this 663-nucleotide messenger RNA. RefSeq lists its product as uncharacterized. The record is from RefSeq and is a predicted model, not a curated record. Gene Ontology annotation, molecular function: nucleic acid binding. NCBI's taxonomy places the organism in Eukaryota, Viridiplantae, Streptophyta, Magnoliopsida, Myrtales, Myrtaceae. Gene Ontology annotation, biological process: DNA integration. The transcript is spliced from 2 exons. Bases 1 to 663 code for a protein of 220 amino acids.